UUUCGGAGCGGCCGUGAGGCGGCGGCGGGCGCCAUGCGGAGCCGGGCGGAGGUGGAUGCGACGCUGCAGACGGCCAAACUCAACCCGGCGGAGCUGCUGCCGGCUGUGCAUUGCCUCAGCUUCGGCCCGCAGGCCGGCACCGGCGACUGCUGCCUGCUGCAGCUGGAGCCGGGCCUCUGCGCCGAGCUGGAGGCGGGACGCAGCCUGGUAAUCCGUGGUGAAAAGGAUGAACAAGCAGUGUUGUGCAGCAAAGAUAAAACUUAUGACAUGAAAAUAGCAGAUACCUCAAAUAUGUUGCUGUUUAUUCCUGGUUGCAAAACUCCGGAAGAGCUGAAUGGAGAUCAAGCGUCUUGUGAUAUUAUUCAUUCACAGAUUGCUGGCUUCUCCAAUAACUACUGGGAAUUAAGGAGAUGCCGACCUAAACUGAAGAAAUUGAGAAAGCUUUUAAUGGAAGAUCCGUAUGAAGGGCCAGAUAGUCGGAAAGAUCAGACUUCGACGUUUUCAAAGUAUACAACAGAGGAUUUGUUAAGUCUGAUUCAAGCAAGCGAAGAAGAAAUACUGCACCAAUUGCAGAUUAUAGAUGCCUGCAAAAUUGAAGGAUACUGGCGAAUUCUAGAAUUUGACUAUGAGAUGAAACUCUUGAAUCACGUGACUCAGCUAAUAGACUCAGAGUCCUGGUCUUUAAGUAAUGUUCCUUUACGUACCUGCCUUGAGGAACUUGGAUCUUUAGAGCCCAGAGAGAUGAUAGAACAUAUUCUUUUAAGCUAUGGAAGGAAAUACAUUGAUGAUGCAGGGGAGGUUUACUUUGAAAUGCAUGAAGACAAAAUAUGCAGAGCUAUAGCACAAAUGCUUUUGCAAAAUGCAGUUAAAUUCAAUCUAUCAGAGUUCCAAGAAGUCUGGCAACAAAGUGUCCCUGAAGGGAUGACAGCAAGGCUUGAUCAGCUUAAGGGCUUGGCUCUUGUGGAUAAAACCUCAAGACCAGAGACCAUCUUUCUGCUAAAAGUAGAAGACUUACCUGAAGACAAUCAGGAAAGAUUCAACAGCUUAUUCAGCAUACGGGAAAAGUGGACAGAAGUGGACAUUACCCCUUAUAUACAGGACUUAUGUGCAGAGAAGCAGACAGUUGGUGCUCUUCUGACAAAAUACGCUCGCUCCUCAACGCAGAAUGGUGUUAAAGUGUAUAAUUCUAGAAGACCCAUCUCAUAACAAAUAUUGUUUUAAGAACUGAGAAUGCGGAAUUGGAGUAACAACAAAUGUUGCUUCUUGCUGCCUUCUGGGGAAAGUUGUCAACUGGUAUCAUACAGUGUUCUUGAGUUUAAAGAGCUAAGCUUGCACAAGUUGUGUUUUCUGCUCAGCUAAGUAGAAUGUGAGGGCGCUUGCGUCUUCUAAGAAACUAUAGCGUAAACAGCCAUGCCCCACUUCCUUUGCCCACCUUCUUUUUCCUGUGUGUCUGUAGUUAUGCCAGAAGCCAAGCUACUUGAAUACACUUCAGCUUUCUAUCCAUAAACUGAAGUCUGACAUUAAAAAAUAAAACCUCCUUGAUAAUAAUUAAAUCAAUCGAAUUGAUUUCAAGAGCAAAAUGGAAUGCUUAGUCUUUUACCCAUUAGUGAACGUUCUUAAAGAUGACCAUUUAAUUGCAGUGUUGACAUUUUGAAUGCUGCAGACCUUGACAAGCUCACGAACAAGUUAUUCCUGUCUAGGACUACACUAGUCUUAAUUUUGGAAGGUGGUUCUUUUUAUGGUCAUUUCUGUGUAUAACAUUGGCACAAGCUCUUGACUCUUUAACACUUGGCAGAAUUGCCUUUUAAAUAUUACAAAAAACCAAAUUGUAAUCAACCGUGAAGAUAUGAGAGAAUAGUUGGACAUUGUGUUAUGAACUUCCUAUAAUGGCCAUUAGAAUGUAGCUGUGGUAAAAUGUUUUACAGAAGGUUACCUUUGCUUUUUAAAGAGAACUUAUAAAACCUUGUAAUAUGAUUAUUUUUUUUUAAACUUUGUUAUGGCAAAUAAAUGCACGUUUAAAUUGUGCCUUGAAAACUUAAGGUGGAAUAUUAUUUUGUGUACAGCAGUGAAACAGGGUAUUUUUAUAAUAUUGUCAUAAAGUGAAGUGCCUGAAAUGGAAAUUUUGUAAUCAUUAGAAAUGAUUGUUUGCAUUUGUCAGUGAACCAGAGUUUAAUUGUCAGUUAACCAGAGUGCCAGAGGGAUGGGAUGUCAUCCAAAGGGACCUGGAUGAACUAGAGAGGUAGGCCCAAGCAAACUUUAUGAAGUUCAACAAGGCCAAGUGCAAGGUCCUACACUUGGGUUGGUACAACCCUUGUUAUCAAUACAGGCUGGGGGAUGAUGUGAUACAGAGCAGCCCUGGGGAAAAGGACUUGGAGGUACUGGUGGAUGAAAAGCUGGACAUGAGCCAACAAUGUGUGCUUGCAGCCCAGGCGGCCAAUCGCCUCCUGGGCUGCAUCAAAAGAACUGUGGCCAGCAGAUCCAGAGAAGUGAUGCUCCCCCUCUACUCUGCUCUCGUGAGACCCCACCUGGAGUACUGUGUCCAGCUUUGGAGUCCUCAGCACAGGAAGGACAUGGACCUGUUGGAGUGGGUCCAGAGGAGGGCCACGAAGAUGAUCUGAAGGCUGGAGCUCCUCUCCUAUGAAGACAGGCUGAGAGAGUUGGUGUUGUUCAGCCUGGAGAAGCGAAGGCUCCAGGGAGACCUUAUAGCAGCCUUCCAGUACCCAAAGGGGGCUUAUAAGAAAGCUGCGGAGGGUCUGUUUGCAAGGGCAUGUAGUGAUAGGACGAGGGCCAAUGGUUUUAAACUAGAGCAGGGUAGGUUUAGAUUAGACAUUAGGAAGAAGUUCUUUACAAUGAGGGUGGUGAAACACUGGCCCAGGUUGCCCAGAGAGGUGGAGGCCCCAUCCCUGGAGACAUUCAAGGCCAGGCUGGCUGAGGCUCUGAGCAACCUGAUCUAGUUGAAGAUGUCCCUGCUUACUGCAGGGGGGUUGGACUAGAUCGCCUUUAAAGGUCCCUUCCAACCCAACACAUUCUAUGAUUAAUAUUAGACGUUUUUCAGAUUAUUUUUUUUAACUUAACAAUUGUAGGAUUGGUGGGCUUUUUUUAAUACAAAAAGCAUUUGCUGCAUCAAACUGAGAUGUAAGGUAUGAAAAACCUUGGAAUUGCUAGCAUGCUGAAUGUAGGGUGAGCUGGGGGAAAAACUAUGAAUCAAAUGUAACUCAUAAGAUGGACGUGUGCAUCCUCGGAACUUUGUUACAUGUAAA
Chroicocephalus ridibundus (black-headed gull) is the source of this 3260-nucleotide messenger RNA. RefSeq names its product DNA replication and sister chromatid cohesion 1 (gene DSCC1). Bases 34 to 1206 code for a protein of 390 amino acids. Gene Ontology annotation, cellular component: chromosome, centromeric region; chromatin; Ctf18 RFC-like complex. Gene Ontology annotation, biological process: mitotic sister chromatid cohesion; maintenance of mitotic sister chromatid cohesion. The record is from RefSeq and is a predicted model, not a curated record. NCBI's taxonomy places the organism in Eukaryota, Metazoa, Chordata, Aves, Charadriiformes, Laridae. The transcript has 9 exons.